CAUACAAAUCGCUUAGUUACCAAAAAUGAUCGCCCACGUAUUGUUGAUUUCUCUUGCCGUGACUUACGCGACGAGCCCUCCACAGCCCCCUCGUCCAGAACCGUCAAAAUGUCCCCACGACGAGUCCUUCCCCGGCUUGGACAUGACAAAGAUGAAGGGCAGAUGGCACGUUGCGGCGGCUAGCACUACCAUUCCCUUAGGAGACAGGGGGUUGGUUAAGCCUAUCCAAGGGCAGACGGUUACCAUUACCGGAAGGCCGGGAGAAAACCGUCUCAUCCACUCAGUUGGGAAGAGGCAACCGUUCACGCACGAGUACACGAUCGUGCAAGAGGAACGAGAGAUUAACGCCUACACUCCCGAACGAGUCAACGAAUUGAAAUUUGCCGUUGUUGCCACCGAUUACGAUAACGUCGCCUUGAUAGUAACAUGCGAGCAACACUUUACAGAUAACCGAGUCGCACGCGUUCUGGUCAGGCACUCUGCCAGAGAUAACCAAAGGUAUCUGGAUCAGAUGUAUGAGCAUUUGCCUGGGCGUGGCUUUCAGAUUGAGAACAUGGAGAAGGUGGAGAUGUGAAGCUUUGCCUUUCCUUUUCAAUUUAUGUGAAAAAUAAAUGCCUUUCACUCAA
Photinus pyralis (common eastern firefly) is the source of this 626-nucleotide messenger RNA. RefSeq lists its product as uncharacterized. Bases 26 to 574 code for a protein of 182 amino acids. Lineage: Eukaryota; Metazoa; Arthropoda; Insecta; Coleoptera; Lampyridae. The transcript has 4 exons. The record is from RefSeq and is a predicted model, not a curated record.